This is a messenger RNA of Aspergillus piperis CBS 112811, 3306 nucleotides long. RefSeq names its product ankyrin. Gene Ontology annotation, molecular function: protein binding. The coding region runs from base 1 to 3306 and encodes 1101 amino acids. The transcript is spliced from 7 exons. The record is from RefSeq and is a predicted model, not a curated record. NCBI's taxonomy places the organism in Eukaryota, Fungi, Ascomycota, Eurotiomycetes, Eurotiales, Aspergillaceae.
AUGGCGGAUGCAGAAUGGGAGGCUCAUAAGGCAGAGAUCGAGCGCCUUUACAUCAGAGAGAACAAAAAGUUAGAGGAGGUCUUGCAAUUCAUGGAAACAACAUAUGGAUUUCGCAGAACGAAAAAUCAAUACACGGCAAGGCUUAAGAAAUGGGGUUUCAAGAAAUAUCGCAUGGGCGCUCUCAAGUGGAGACACGUCAAUCGCGAAAUACAAAAGAGGGCAGCUGAAGGACAGAAUCUCGAAGUCUGGUUCGAUGGUGUCUAUUACAAUCCAAAAACAGUGCAAUUUGAGAUCCAUCGUCAGGGAUUUCAGAGAGAGAUUGACAAGUAUCAACCAUUGUCCCCAACACCUGAAGGACUUAUUGUCUGCUCUCCUGGUCCGUCGAUCUUCCAAAUUACAUGGCCACAGAAUCUCCCAUGGUUCAUUUUCUCUAAUACUGCGCUAAGCAGAUUACAAAACGUCCCGAGCAACCUAUUUAUAUCACUGGAACAACUUCCAGGGGUUCGGGAAAAGGACCUAUUUUCCCAAAUCAUCGAACGUGGUCUCAUCGAUUCUCUCGGCUCGCUUAUGGUCGGAAACCAUGCCAAAGUGCUGCGCACCGGACGCAAUAGCUCCAGGGUAGCAGCAGCUCUGAGCUCAAUAAUGCCUGAACAACACGAAGGUCAAAGCUCUUACGUAGCUGAAAAAAUUUGUGGUCUCAGAGGUGGCAGUGAUGCCGUGGAGCGCUUACAAGUGGCACUUUUUCUGCUUUCCAACGGUUUUAAAAUCGGUGAGCCUGAUGAUAAUAUCAGCAAGGAAGAUCAAACGAUCAUGGCAAUCUUCUAUCUAUCGGGCCUGAAUACCGUCAGCAACCUCAAAUAUCUACUUUCUCUCCCCGGUGCAACAGCACAUGCUAUAUCGCACAAGAUAUUUGCAAGUGCGGUGAGAUCACAGGACGUAAGAACAGUUCGGAUGGCUUUGAAAGCUGGUAUGAGCCCUGAUACCCCAGUUAUCCAUGAUGGUUUUCCUAUGCCACCUUUGAUACUGGCUUCCAGAUUCAGAGACCACCGAGCAGCACUUGACAUGUGCAACUUGUUCCUGUCCUAUGGUUCUGGAUGUAAGGAUAUCAAAGUGUUAGAAUGGGCGCUUUUAGAAGCAAUCCGCUCAAGAAAUAUUGAGCUCCUCAAAAUCUUUUUGGCUCGAAAUAUUCCUAUAUCAGGAGAGGCAUUAAGCGCCGCAAUUAAGACGGGAACCCCAUGCCUUCUCUCUAUGCUGCUUGAGAUUGACCCCAAUAUCAACAAACAAAGCGGUGAUUUAAUCGACCUUUCGAUCCUCGGACUUGCUGUGGACCGAAACGAUGUGUCUCUGACACAAUAUCUGCUUGCCUUAGGCGCGGAUGUUGACGCAAUCCAAGACGUGCUUUUGCGUAGAGACAACAUUGUCCAGUCAACCACACUUGGACUCGCGAUAAGGAAAGGCAACGACGACAUAAUCGGUCUUCUUUUGGAUGCUCAUCCAGAUAUCAACCACCAAGAGGCAUCAGAUGAAUACAUCCCCCCACUCGUCUUAUCGGUUGAAUAUGGUGCCAUCAAUAUCACACAGCGUCUGUUAUCGGCGGGAGCAAAAGUCUCUGCUGGUGAUGGAAUCCAAGGAAUGAGCCUCGUGCAACGGGCUCUUGAGAGAAACGAUCUCGAAACUUCUAGACUGCUUAUAUCCUACGGAGCCAGAGUAGAGCCAACUCAGAUGGAGGAUUACUAUACCUCCAUCCUGUAUGAAAAUGUGGAGAUGAACAAUCUCGACACUACAAUUUCGCUAUUGAGUUGGGGCGCAAGGAAGAAUGAAAUCUACAACGAAGUCCCAGACACCAUCCUCGGCGCAGCCAUAGCAGGUGGGCACUGCGAAAUGAUUGGAUCACUUUCCCAAGCCGGAGCGACAAAUACUGGACAAAGUCUGAUUCAAAUUGGAAAUUUGGAAACUGCAAUGUACUUGGAACAGCUUGGUCUGCUGCCUGAAAUCCUCCAUCGCUAUGGUCAACCGAUACUUGUGUCUGCCAUCAAGAUGUCCCAAAGAAGCGAUGAUGGUCUUGUCCGAUAUUUGCUCGAUCGUAAUGUCGACAAGCAGCCUAAAAGUGUCGAUCUCUCCACGGUUUGCAGAUCUCCGCUUGCAGCUGCCCUUGAUUUCUUAGACUUUCCAGAGAGCCUUUCAUUUGCAAAGCUUCUAAUUGAACGAGGAGCAAGCAUCGGAGAUCUUGAACUGACAGCAGCAGUCGAGGAUUAUCGAUGCGGUUCGAAACGUUUCGAAAUUCUUCAACUGCUUUUGGACAAUAUGUCACAGCAGCGUUGUGCUGUCCCAAAUGCCUUCGAGAGGGCUUUGGAACAUUAUCACCUUGUUUUUCUUGUGCGGCGCUUUUUAGAAAUUGGUCUUGACCCGGGAGGCAAAGUUGUUGCCAACGGAGCUUUGGAUAUUAUUUUCCUGUACCAGCUGCACGGAGUCAUCGACUCCGAAGUUCUCGAAUCUAUCCUUGAGAGAGCAGUCCUUUGGCAAAACGGUGUGUCACUCGGGGCUCUUCUACAUUCUCGAACAUGGACUGCGCUUGAAAAAGGACGAGCGCUCACCAGAGCCCUGGAUUACCGUCACAAAUCCGCUGUACAGGAUUUAUUGGAUGCCGGUGCGGAUGUGAAUCAGGCGGUCAGGAUUACUCAUGACUCCUAUCCGCCACUUUGGCUCGCCGUUGAGAGGCAGGAUAUUUCUCUAACUAGACGCCUGGUUGCUCUCGGUGCUGAUUAUGUCAACCGACCAGCCUCCUCUCAGUAUGGAAGAACGGCAUUACAAGAUGCGGUGGAAGAAGGAAAUGUUCAAAUAGUGGACAUGCUAUUGGACGCUGGAGCAGAUCCUAAUCAGUGUGCGGCUGAAUUUUGGGGCGGAACAGCGCUCCAAUUUGCUGCAAUCAAAGGAUACAUCGGUAUCGCUCGCAAAUUACUUGUAAAGGGGGCAGAUGUCAACGCAAAAAAGUCCUUGCAAAAUGGCAGAACAGCGUUGGAGGGUGCUGCGGAACAUGGUCGCAUUGAUAUGCUGCAGCUGCUUCUGAAUGAAGGUGCAACAAUUGUGGCAAGUGGCCGCCGCCAAUACAUUCGAGCAGUCAAAUUGGCAGAAGAGAAUGCUGAAUUCGGUGCAGCAAAGCUACUCAGAGAUCAUGGAGGUUGGACUGAGUGGGAUGCAAGACAAUAUGAACAUGAGAAGUUCGAUUCUGAUGAGAAUAACUGGGACUCUACCAUGUCAAUUCCGCACCACAGGAGAACAGAGCAAGAUCGGGUAUCACCGCGAUAA